AUGUCUCCCGGGCCGCGGGUGAUCCGCACCGACGUCAGCAGCAGCGGGGGCGCCUCGACCUCCGCCCCCCCGCCAGACUCGGGCCGGCUGGACCGAGCCUACGCGCGCUCCUGCGCCGCCGUGCUGAAGGGGGCCCAGAUGGUGUUGCUGCUGAUUGCAUUCAUCUGCAUAAAGAACUCGGUAUGGACUGAUCACAUUGCGUACAGUUACUUCGAAAUUAUCACCAUGUGUGACUUCGUGAUGAUCCUGGUCUUCUACAUUGUUUACCUUUUCCGAGUUUACCGAAUGCUGACUUGCAUCAACUGGCCGCUUACGGAGUUUCUCCAUUACCUAAUAGGCACUAUCCUGCUUCUCAUCGCAUCCUUUGUGGCAGCAGCAAAAAGCUACAACUCAGGAGGACUUGUGGCUGGAGCGACCUUUGGCUUUUUAGCUACAUUCCUGUGCAUCUUAAGUAUAUGGCUAUCAUACAAAGUUUCAUGUGUGACUCAGUCAACAGAUGCUGCUGUGUGAGUCUUCUGCCCCUGCUGGACCAAAGAGGGGAGUUUACAUUAAACCCAGAGAAGAGACAGCAAAUCUGUGCAA
Euleptes europaea (tarantolino) is the source of this 582-nucleotide messenger RNA. It is a transcript of the gene CMTM7, whose product is annotated as CKLF like MARVEL transmembrane domain containing 7. The transcript has 5 exons. Bases 1 to 510 code for a protein of 169 amino acids. NCBI's taxonomy places the organism in Eukaryota, Metazoa, Chordata, Lepidosauria, Squamata, Sphaerodactylidae. The record is from RefSeq and is a predicted model, not a curated record. Gene Ontology annotation, cellular component: membrane.